UUUUGAGAAAAUUUGAGUAGAAUUGAGUAACAUUGAGCCACGCACGUUUUUCAGAAUUUCUCAAUCUUCAAAAUGAUUUUCACAAACGACGUAACAAAUUUUGACACUGACAUUUCAACGCUGACACUGACAACUUGCAAAACACAAAAGCACCGGGAGCGUAAAUUGUUCUACGACACAAGAAAAAAACUCUACGGAAUAAACUCCUGGCCCCCAGCGUCGAUUCCGUGCCAUGAGGUAGGUUAUUUUGGGGGGAGGGAAACCUUCAAAGAACUUUGUUGAAUAAAGUUGAUUUUUUCAGAUGGCAAUCCGAAUCCGAUUGAAUAAAAGGAGAAGUAACCAGCUGCUGCUUCCGGCUCGGGUGAGAAGAAGAGCUGAUGAGAAGAAACCGGCCGCCACUGAGAGGAAGUCAGCUCAGAAGCUUCUGGCCGGAACCUUCUUGCCUCCCUCAGCAGCUCUCUUGGCCGGAGAGGCAAAUACCAAACCGGACAAAAAGGGAACAAAUGCUGCUGCUACCGGAAACGUUGCCGCUGCUGGUAAAAAGGCUCCGACAGUGGCUUUCGCCAAAAUUGGCUGCUAUUGCCACCGCCAAGGUCAAGAACACUGCGGCCGCCACCAAGAAGCCAGCCCCGCAGAAGACCGCUUCCAAAAAGGAAGCCGCCGGUGGCGGUAGUUCCCAGUAAUUUCGUUCAAAACGUGGCAAAAUGGACAUCGUUCAGGAGGUUUUGCAAAAGCAGAAAGAUUGAGAGAAAAACAAGCCAAUAACGGUGGAAUAGUACCUACCUGGAACAGUAACUGGAUUCGACCCGGGAAAAUACACAACUGUUCAUCAAUGCCGUCUUGGAACUCCUAACGGAACGGGAAGAGGAAGCCGUUGUCGGUGCAGCCCGUGCUUGAAACUUCCUGCGCCGAAGCCGCUCACAAAAGGGGAAUAAAUCGUUAAGCAAAGUGUAUCAAGAAUGGAGUCCGUGACAAGAAGGUACGACAAGGUGACAAGGUUCAAGGCCGAAUAGGAGAAGGAUUGAGUGGUAGAGAUGCCUCAGAAUGCAGACCGAAAGAUGAGGAACAUUGCUCGCGCGAAAGUGAUCCAAACUCCGCGAGCCGGCUUUCCCGGACCGGAUGCCGCUUCAGCUACAGAGCUGGUGACUGCUGCCAACGUCGCCAAUGCGUCGAUGGCGUCGAUCGGAAAGUUCCAGGAGAAGCUGACCAACAAAAAGCAGGCCCGCGGAAUCAGCGUGAACCGAAAGCACGCCCAAUCACGCUGCCGGGCGAGAAGAAACGCAACCUGGAGCAAAGUGCUAAAAAGAAACUGCCGGUGACACUGGAGCUGCUGUCCACAAUAAGAAGGGAACUGCCGGAGCAACGUAGGUUGCCGCGAAGAAGCACGCCACCAUGAAGGUCGCCACCCCCGUGGGCGAAAAGAAAGCCAUCGAGGCCAAGGUGCAGAAGGGUACCGUUUAGAUUCGUGUCGUCGCUUUGUAGAGGAUCUAAGUAUAAUUUUCUAAAUAAAUAAGAAAAUGCAAACACACCAUAAUAAACGCAUCAUUUAGUCUCUGGUAAAAACAAGACAAGAUCGGAGCAACUGCUUCAGAUGUCCCCCUCCAGUCUCCCGACGAUUAUCAUCUCCUAGACAGAAUGAAACCGGAUGAUACAGCGACUCUUCUUAGAGAUUUUCGUUUCGAUCUUAAUGACUACGGUUUCGAUGUGCUUGCACCUUUGGAGCCGCUGAAACCUCCUGCUGCAAGAGCAUGUCC
Molecule: messenger RNA, 1754 nt
Organism: Culex pipiens pallens (northern house mosquito)
Lineage: Eukaryota; Metazoa; Arthropoda; Insecta; Diptera; Culicidae
Exons: 1
Coding region: 1035-1319 (94 amino acids)
Source: RefSeq, a predicted model, not a curated record